This is a messenger RNA of Thamnophis elegans (Western terrestrial garter snake), 5511 nucleotides long. RefSeq names its product solute carrier family 30 member 1 (gene SLC30A1). The transcript has 2 exons. The record is from RefSeq and is a predicted model, not a curated record. NCBI's taxonomy places the organism in Eukaryota, Metazoa, Chordata, Lepidosauria, Squamata, Natricidae. Gene Ontology annotation, cellular component: endoplasmic reticulum; Golgi apparatus; membrane. The coding region runs from base 349 to 1872 and encodes 507 amino acids. Gene Ontology annotation, molecular function: zinc ion transmembrane transporter activity; calcium channel inhibitor activity. Gene Ontology annotation, biological process: zinc ion transmembrane transport; detoxification of zinc ion; intracellular zinc ion homeostasis.
UCGGGUGCAAAGUUUAGUUUCAAACCGUCUGCAAAGAGCGGUGGGGUGGUUGCCGCCGCUUCUUGGAACGCGGGCUAUAUAGAAGGGAGACGGCGCGGCGGCGGCAGCUCAGAGAGGCGGUUCGUCGAUAGUGACGAUCACGGCAACCCUUCUGGCCCGCGGGAGAGCAGAAGCCCCGGCACGGUCGGUGGUUUACUAGCCGCGCCGAGAGGGGCGAUUUCACCGGCGGAGGGGGCCCUUCGGCCGGCUGACCAGUGGUGCUGCUUACCCCGCUCCUCUUCCCUCGCGGGUUUGGUUGCGGCAGCGGCGCCUUUGCUAAGCGGCUGAGUGGCUCCCCAGGCCGGCAGCAUGGGCGUGGAGAGUCCGGGCGAGCGGCCGGUUCAGGCUCGGCGACGGCACGGCCGCCGGCGGGUGCGCCUGAUGUGCAUGCUGGCGCUGACUUUCGGCUUCUUCGUAGUGGAGGUGGUGGUGAGCCGGCUGACGUCGUCGCUGGCCAUGCUCUCGGACUCCUUCCACAUGCUCUCCGACGUGAUGGCUCUGGUGGUGGCCCUGGUGGCCGUCCGCUUCGCCCAGCGCACCCGCGCCACCAAGAAGAACACCUUCGGCUGGGUGCGGGCCGAAGUGAUGGGCGCCCUGGUCAACGCCGUCUUCCUGACCGCCCUGUGCUUCACCAUCUUCCUGGAAGCCAUCGAGCGCUUCACCGAGCCCCACGAGAUCGAACAGCCCUUGGUGGUCAUCGGCGUCGGAGCUGCCGGGCUGCUCAUCAACGUCCUGGGGCUCUGCCUCUUCCACCAGCACGGCGGCGGCGGCGGCCAUGGCCAUUCGCACGGCGGGAGUGGAGGGGGAAGCCACCGGCGGAACGGCUCCCGAGGCGGCAAGGCGGAGCCGCCUCCCGGCGACCUACAUAAAGAAGAGACCAACACCCUGGUGGACAAUUUCAACAGCUCCAAUGGAGUCAGCCUGGAGAAGCUGGGUGAUGUAGUAAAAGACAGCCAAAUGGAACUGCAACCGAAUGGAAAUAUUAGCAGUAACACCUCUAUAGACAUGGAGAUGGACGAAGACACCAGUGCUCAGCUCAAUAUGCGUGGAGUGUUCCUUCAUGUUCUCGGAGAUGCCUUGGGUUCAGUUAUUGUAGUAGUGAAUGCCAUAAUAUUUUACUCUUAUUGGACUCCAUGCCCGGAGGUUGGGGAUUGCAUCAAUGUUUGUGUUAAUGACCCCUGUACAAACUUCACUCAGCUUUCUCCACUGGAACGAGACCAAAUCCCUGUAGCUGGUCCUUGUUGGGUUCUAUAUUUAGAUCCUUCACUUUGUCUGAUCAUGGUUUGCAUUCUACUCUAUACUACUUAUCCUCUGCUUAAAGAAUCUGCUCUUAUUCUUUUGCAAACUGUUCCUAAGCAAAUUGAUAUUCGCUCUUUAAAUGAGAAACUCCGUAAACUGGAAGAUGUAGAAGCUGUCCAUGAAUUGCAUAUUUGGCAGCUGGCAGGAAGCAGGAUAAUUGGCACUGCUCAUAUAAAAUGUAGGGAUCCAGAAUCCUACAUGAAAGUGGCAAAAGAUAUUAAGGAGAUUUUUCAUGAUGAAGGGAUACAUGCAACAACCAUUCAGCCUGAAUUUGCCAUUGUAAGCUCUGAAGAAAGUGUGAGUAAAUGUGAAUUUCCCUGCAGGACCCAGUGUGCUCUGAAGCAGUGUUGUGGGACUGUGGAAAAGGCUAUGGGAAAGAAGAUAGAAAAGUCCCCUUCAGUUAGUAUUUCUUGCUCCGAAAUACUUAUUGACUCUCCACAUCACAGAGCCCGAAGGACUAAAUCAGAAUGCACACCUGCUGUAAAAUUAGAAGCAGAGCCUAACCCCAACAAACAGUUUGAAUCAUCUUUGUAAUUUCUAAAGUUAUGCUGAAUGAAAUAUGGCUUCAACUACAAAUAAAUUGCAAGGGAAAAAAGACUAUUAUUAAAAAGAAGUUGCAAAGAAAUGUAGUUAUUGAAGUUCUGUCUUUGUUACCACAGUGAAAUUCUGUUGAAAAGAACAUGCCGUCCUGACACAACAUAACGUUUGUGUUAACUUGAGGCUAAAUGACACAACAUUAAUGCAGAACCAGUUUCAACUUUAUGCCUGAUGAAUUGAAUUAAAAAUUAAAAUGAUUCUUCAAUAAUCCCCUUUUCCCUGAAAUUAGUUUGUAUUAAGUUUCUUAUUGGGAUUGUUCUUUCUGCUUGUUGAUUUGUGUGUGUGUGUGACCUUUUUAAAAAGUACAACUAUUGGGAGAGGACACCAAACUUGACAGAAUCUUUUCAAAAAGUUAACCACUUAGCAGGUGGUUACAUUUCCUCUUAAAUGAAAAUGAAUACUAUUUUAAAAUAAAUAUAUUAUGUAGCAUUAAUAAUAACAAUUUAAAAUUUGCCCAUUGACAAAUAUCCCAUAUUUGAAUUGGGCCUGUGACAUUAGCUUACUAAAUAUGAAUUGGAAAAUGACUUGCAUUCCACCUGGACUGUAAGGUGUAAGACAAAAAUAGGUUACACUUCUUUUCUCCUUUCUUCCUUAUUAUAUUAAUCUUCAAAUUUAAACUCUAUAAUAGAGUUUGCUGGGACUAGAGAGCCAGAGCUGGUCUCUGUCUUAGCAGUGUUAUCUGUGGUGAACUGGAAUAGAGAGAUUGCUUCUCAUAAUUUUAAGUAAAAAAAGGAAAAAUAUAACAUCAAAUUCAUCAGCAUAUAUUUGCUAAAAAUUUAAUAUAUUUCUUACUUUUGUAAAUAUAUUUAUGACUUAACCGUUUAUUUUUGUUGUUGGAUAAAAUUACUUCGCUUGAACUAUUCAAUUCAUAGUGAAUUCUAGACAGCAGCCGAUGGAACAAAAUUGCUGCCUGCAGCACUGGUUCAGAUAUCAUGGUACAUUUUAUUUGUGCACCGGGAAUGAAUUGCAGCAAACGUGGAGCUGGUGGGCACACCCAUUGUGUCCAGCCCAUCCAUGAGAACUAAUGAUAAGUUUUUGCUUAUUAGCUUCACUUUAGUGUUCUACCCAAAUCCUAAACCAUUAUCUUAAUUUAUUUUCAAAAUAACAUUCAGGGAAUUCAAAAACUCAAGCAACGGAUGGAAUUGUUACAAAAAAAUAUGAUUACCGCUAGCCAUAGUUUGUCAGCUUUGAAAAAGCCAAAAAGUGAUUUAUCAAAAUAGAAGCAACUACUUUUGGAUUUUCUUUUGGCCACAUAAGAGAGGUAGCUAGAAAGCAUGUGAGAGAAAAUCUUUAUUUCGAUUAUACAGUAGUAAAUCCAUUUUCUCCUACUAUAUUCCAGAUGAUUUGGACCAUCUAUAGUAAUAUGCCCAAUAGUUAAGAGCAAUGGGAUAAAUUAGUUCAAAACCUUUUGAAAGCACUAGAUUGCUGGACACUAUUAUGAAUGAUUAUUGUGAUGUCUGAACAGCCUUCAGUCAGUACUCUUAAUCUGUGACAGUUUGCAUAGUCCGACACAAUUCCUGCCUAAUUCAGUCUUAUAUUUAGAAGGUUUUAAAAGCAAUUCCACAAAAUACUUUGUAAAAUAAAGUAGAGUGUCACAAUUCUGUUAAGUCACUUGUACGUGAAUUUAUAAACCUCUAGCUUCUUAAACAUGGUUCCACUGGUUACAAGUUUUAAUCUGCAAAGUAGGGCUGAUUGCAAAUUCUCACUUGACAUUAAUGUCAAUACCGAAGCAUUUUUAGCACUAUUAAUAUUUCCCCCCAAUAGUUAAAAGAUUCUAAAACACAGAGAAAAGCCAACAAAAAAAGAAUGCAGGUGUGGUAAGUCUUGCAGUCCGUCUUUAUAUUACAAAAUGAAACUAUUGCAUAGUUAACAUUAUGGUGUGCUACAUUUUACUUCUAAAAUGAUCAAAUAUAAGGAAAACAUUUGUGUUUUGUUUAAAGCCCACUUGUUAAUACUCAUAAUUAGUUUCCAUACAUCAUUCCAAGCAUGAAAUAAUUGUGUGGUAUAAUUUUCAUGUUGGUAGCCUGAUUGAAAAAAAAAGUUUUGAAAAUCUCAUGUUUUUCUAUUCUAUGGAUAAUAAAAUUCACAGAGCCAGAACUAGAAAUGUGCAAGCAUGUAUGUAUGUAUGUAUGUAUGUAUGAAUACACAAAAAACUAUUAUAAAUUAGAAGUCUUACAGCUAAAGCUUCGUAAUUUUUGAAUGCUUUAGUUUGUAUUCAUUAAAAAUUACAAGCCUCACUUUUUAACUUCUUAGCAUGAACUGGCUGGUUUUAUUUAGAUUAGUUUGUAUACACAAUGGAAUAUACAGUAAUGAGCUGUUUCUGAUUUUUAUUCCUUCUUUGAAAAGAAACUGCUGCACCAUCUCAGUAAAGCAUGAAGUUUAGCUACUAUUUUGAGAUGUUAAUACAGUGAUAAAAUAGGAAAAUAGUUGUCAGGUUUGGUUCUCUUUAAUUAUACAUCAGCUUUUUGUGGCAGAAUAUGUUGUAUCAUGUCUAUUUUCACAGGUAACGUUUCAGGAAUAUUAGCCAGGUCAUUUCCUAGUUAUGUUUUAAAUAAAAUUGAACAUCUUGAAUAGGUUUAAGUACAGGAUGCUUCUUUCUUUAUGAAUAUGAUUAUAUUGAAUAAUGGGGCCAAUUUUGCAAUUCUUUUUUUUUCCUGAUUGGCAUCGUAUGUAGGGGGGAUGUUUCAAUUAGAGUUACACCAGUGAUAACGAACACAUUCUGUUUAAUAUGUGUUUUUGUGAUAAUUAUCCAUUGUACAAUAAAUGUGAGAUUGCUCUAUGAGUCUAUUUUACUACGAUUUCACAUGACCCCCCCCCCGAAAUUAUAGUGUGUGUGUGUGUGUGUAUGUAUGUAUGUAUGUAUAUAUACACACACACACACACACACUUAAGUGUUUGAAGGAGUGGCCUGUAAAAGAAAGAAAUAUGCCUUUCUAAAGCAGGACAAUGUUUAAAAGUGUUACCGAAAGCUUUGCCAAAUGCUUCAAAACUACUUGAAAGAACUACCGCUCCAAAUCUCUUUGUUAAAGUUUGCCUUUCUGUUAGCCAUGAGCACUGGACAAACUUUUGCUGUAUAUAAAGCAGGGGUCUGUUUUGGAGAGAAGCAAGUACUGAGUACAUUGAGUUAGUGGGAAACAGUGAGGAUAAAUGCACUUUUUGAUACUUUUCCUUGAAGGGGGAAAUCAUUUUAACUUUGCAUCUCCUUUUUUGAUUUUUUAAAAGUUUUAUCAAACAUUUAUUGCAUAUGUAAGGGUAUUAAGUAGAAUAUUUAAAUAUGCUGCUUUAAUUUCCCAACAGCAUCAAUGUAGCAUUUUUGGGAUUCUGGAUUAUGUUUACAGAACAAUUACCGAAUAUUAUAAUGUAGAUUGUUUCUAUCUUUCACUAUCUCAUUGCCUCUUAGUGGAUUGAACGCUACUAAUACUUCAUGUGCCUGAAAUAAGGUAUUUGAUCAUAUUCUCAUUUUUCUAUGUUAAACCAAUUGUAGCCUUACUGAUACUGGGAGCUUUCAUUCAUUUGUAUGAACUUGGGUUACAUCAUUAAAUUGAUCAUGUGAAGACUACUUCCAUGUUUUAGAAA